AUGGAGAAGAAGAGAACAAAAUUGGGUCGUCGAGAGGAAGAGCGUAUUUUCUUUGGUUCAGAAUCAAAUAAGAAGCGGGUGCCAAAGACCAUUGACAAUCAACGCGUGAAGAACGACACUUUCUUUCAAGAAAACGACUUGGACAUUAGCGGGGAGAUUGUCGAAGACGAAUUCGCCAGUUACUUCGUGAAUAGCACCGAUCCAAAGGUGGUUCUGACUACAAGUAGAAAACCUUCUCAGGAAAUGUUCCGUCUACUUCAAAGUAUUUUCUCAGUGAUACCUAAUGCAUAUUACUAUGCCCGCCGUUCGUACUACAUCGAGGAAAUUAUCAGGCAUUCCAACGCGCGGGGCUUCACUGACAUACUCGUUUUCAAUGAGAAUCGCAAGUUUAGUAAAGGGGCAAAGAUUAACGGGCUCUUGCACAUUCAUCUUCCUGUUGGACCUACAUGCCUAUAUCGACUCAGCUCCCUGGUAUACUCAGAAAAAAUACGAAAUCAUGGGCGUUCCACGACCCACCAUCCUGAGCUUAUCCUUAACAACUUCUCUACUCGCCUUGGGCACCGUAUCGGUCGUAUGUUUGCCUCUAUAUUUCCACAAAGACCUGAGUUUCAAGGUAGGCGUGUGGUUACUUUUCACAACCAGCGCGAUUUUAUAUUUUUUAGGCACCACCGCUACGUAUUUGAAGUGCGCAACGAGAGCGACGAAGAUUUUUUGGCUAAAUUCAAGGCUGAUAGUUUAUGCGAAAGUGAACAAGAUUUGGUACAGAGCUAUACUUCCGCAGAAUUGACAUGUAACACUCAAAAGAACAGCGAGUCGAAAAACAGUCAAAGAAGGGAGAGGGCAUUCUCAGACGCAUUUCUCCCAGUGACUGAGAUAAAAUCGGAUGCUCACCAUCAGUCACGAGAACUGAUGAUCAAUUGUAAACAUUCUAUAGAGAGACAGGCUUUGCGAGCGCGUCUUCAAGAGCUUGGCCCGAGGUUCACUCUCAAAUUGUUAAGCAUUCAAAAGGGCACUUUCAAUAGUAAGCAUGGGGAGUACGAGUAUGUCUUCAGCGGUGAUGCUGGCGGUUCGAAGUACGACAGGCGAAAGUUCGUUCUGUAG
This is a messenger RNA of Micromonas pusilla CCMP1545, 1101 nucleotides long. RefSeq names its product ribosome biogenesis protein RPF1 (gene RPF1). Gene Ontology annotation, biological process: maturation of LSU-rRNA; maturation of 5.8S rRNA. Gene Ontology annotation, cellular component: nucleolus; preribosome, large subunit precursor. NCBI's taxonomy places the organism in Eukaryota, Viridiplantae, Chlorophyta, Mamiellophyceae, Mamiellales, Mamiellaceae. Gene Ontology annotation, molecular function: rRNA primary transcript binding. The coding region runs from base 1 to 1101 and encodes 366 amino acids. The transcript has a single exon. The record is from RefSeq and is a predicted model, not a curated record.